Molecule: messenger RNA, 900 nt
Organism: Perca flavescens (yellow perch)
Lineage: Eukaryota; Metazoa; Chordata; Actinopteri; Perciformes; Percidae
Exons: 6
Coding region: 131-748 (205 amino acids)
Source: RefSeq, a predicted model, not a curated record
GCCACUAGAAGCAUCAAUAAAGGCUGACCGCCUCUCUGACGCUCAGUCAUCGUUACUUUCGUGACAGCUAUCAUCUGUGCUUGGGUGAUUUUUUUUCAGUUAUACUUUGAAGCUGAUCAGCAGUAGCGUCAUGAAUCUGUGGCUCAGCAGUUAUUUUCUGGUAGCGGGGCUGUUUCUGAGCAGCUCGGCCCUGACGCCUGAAGAAUGCCAACCCUUGGUCAAGCCUUUGCUUCUGAUUGAACCCUCAAUGAUAUAUGGCUGGUGGAGCACUCUUGCGGGUUACGUUGAUGGUGAAGGAUUUGAUGCCAUUCAGAAUGCAACAGAGAGCACCUGGGUGAAUGUGACUCAAUCACCAUCCAGCCCAAAUGUAGUUGUUUUAUCUGAGAAGAACAAGAUAAAUGGAACAUGUGUGGACCUAGCUUUGAAUUUAACCAUUGAUGGCAACACUGCAUCAGGGUCAGUGGGCGACAUGGUCUUUUCGAAAUUCCAAUUUCUGCCGAGCUGUGACGGAUGUUUCAUCUUGAGCGUCAACACCACCGCCAGAAACCUCGACAAGUUAUUCCAGCAAUUAAACAUCAACAUGGACGUUACAGGGGAGGAGGUCAACAUUCGUGCCAUUUAUUUGAUAGGCAGAGAGUCCACCGUGAAGGACUCUGAACUGGAACAUUUCAAGCAGCAGGCGAGCUGCCUCGGCUUCUCCAGAGAACCAGACUUCAUCUACGACCCCAAGAAUGGAUUCUGUGCUUAAGGCGAGGGUAUGACGUUUCGACCAACUUUUAUAACUAUUUUAAACUAUAGGCUAACUCAGGAAGUCAAGAGACAAAAAGUGACUCAAAAUAUUAAAUGUCUCGUCCAUAUUUUGGGAUUCAUAGUCUAAUAAAAUGGUAUAACACAAAGGUU